UUGAGCAGGGAAUUGCCGGAGGGGACACACACUGAUCCAUGGCUGGGCACAGGGCUGGGCUGUUGGCUAUACUGACUGGGACGCUGCUGGUUUCAGUCUGGGGAUGGGGACUGGUUUCUCCAGUCCAUGGAGGGGGCACGCGGUGGGAGGUCGUGAAUAAAACCCAAUUGAACAAAUCUGACCGGGAGUUAGACUGGGAUGACAGUGAUUUCAGCGUUGGACUAAGUCAAGUCUCUGAAGUUGAAGAUGCAAGCGAGGACUUUGAUCCCUAUGCUAACUCUGGUUACCAUGUGGAGUACAUCGAUCCUUCAGACUCUGAUCUUUCAAACUCCGAUGCUUCAAACUUGGAUCCCAAUGCUCACUCUGGUUACCAUGUGGAAUACAUCGACCCUCCAAACUCAGAUCUUUCAAACUCCGAUGCUUCAAACUUUGAUGCCAGUGCUCACUCUGGUUACCAUGUGGAAUACAUCGACCCUCCAAACUCAGAUCUUUCAAACUCCGAUGCUUCAAACUUGGAUCCCAAUGCUCACUCUGGUUACCAUGUGGAAUACAUCGACCCUUCAAACUCUGAUCUUUCAGACUUUGAUCUUUCAAACUUUGAUCCUCUUCCUGAAUUUGAUUACCCAGGGGAAUACAUCGACACUUCAAACUCAGACAUUUCAAACUCUGAAUUUAAGUUUGGUGUUUUAAACCAUUGCCCAAGUGUUGUCAAAUCACUUCCUGGUGGUCUAGAAGUCAUUUGCGGUCAAGAUGAAUUCAGAGUCACUUUGCCAUCUGGUUCAAUAAGUGAAAUCAAAGUAUUGGGAUCUGAUGUCCUGCUGCCUGUUCAGGAUGCUCCACAGUCUUGUGGUUAUGACCUGGACCUCCUUGAUAACACCUUGACUGUGCCCUUCUCAGGGUGCCACGUGAAACAGAAUGCUGAGAGCUACACCCUCCAGCUGUUGUACAUCAAUGUAGCUGGUCAGACGGACUUGGCUACAGCAUCUUGUGAGGCACGUCCACGUUUCAAGUGCUCUAACACAGCUCCUACUCACAAACGCUCACCAGUGCCACAGGUUGAGUGGAAACAAUCAUCAAACUCACAAGGUUGCAGUAUCCCUAAGGCAGAGCAGGUGACCUGUGGCAGUGCAGGAAUAUCCUCCUCAGAAUGUGAAAAGUUGGGUUGCUGUGUGGAUUCUUCUACAUCUGCCUGCUACUACCCCAUGGAUGAAUGCACUGACGAUAAAAAGUUUAUAUUUUCCAUCCGCCAUAACUCGGCAUCUGUCGCUCUGGACCCCACCAAGCUGGUUAUUCCCGGGAAGCCAAGCUGUAAACCGGUUGUUGUUAAUGACAAGGUUGCCAUCUUCAAGUUCUCUGUUACAGAUUGUGCAACUCGCUCAUAUCAAGUUGGUGAAACACAGAUCUACCUGGCUGAAGUGCAGACUAUUGUUGAGGCUCUUAACCUGAAGUUUGGUGCCAUCACCAGGUCUAAUCCACUUAGAUUCUAUAUCGAGUGUCGCUAUCCAAAAAGUGGCUCUGCUAAUAAGCAGUCACUGGCCAGCAUUGGCUACAUGGUCAGGAGCCCCAGUAUGUCCCCGCCUCAACAAGUCAUCUUUAAUGGAAAGUAUGGAGUUGAACUGAGAAUUGCUAAAGAUCAAAGUUACUCCAGUUACUAUCCAACAUACCACCAGCCGUUGCGACUACUCCUUGGCAAACCUGUGCAUCUUGAACUCCGUUUGAAGUCUCCAAGACCAGAUGCAGUAGUUCUUGUGAACUACUGUCUAGCUUAUCCUCGUUCUGCCAAGAAUGCUCUUGUACUCAUUUAUGAAGGGUGUGCCAACCGCCUUGACCCCAAUGUGUCCAUUCUUAAAGUCAGUGACCUGCCAAAAAAUCGACACCAGAGACGUUUUGUGGUCAAAGCUUUUCAGUUCAUGGAUCAGAAGACAAAUAAGUACCUGAAUGAAGAGAUCUACUUCAUGUGCUCCACAGAAGUGUGCAAGCCAGAGUUAAAGACAUGUGCAGAGCGUUGCUUUGAUGGAAAGUCUCCAUCUUAGAUGCCAGUUACCAGCCUCCCUUCCUCCAAGGCACCACAAGGAUGUCUAAUCCAAGAUCUGUUGAUAAAUAUGGCUGUUAUGUUUGUGUGUAAAUAUAGAAAAAAUUUUAUUCAAGAACAUGACUCUUGGGAGUUCUGUUAACAGUUAUGAAACAGUGUUAAGAUGUCUUAGUCAGAAGGAUAUGAAAUUAAAUCAGCAAGUUGUUCUCGGUAUG
Messenger RNA from Myripristis murdjan (pinecone soldierfish), 2247 nucleotides. RefSeq names its product zona pellucida sperm-binding protein 4-like. The transcript is spliced from 11 exons. Gene Ontology annotation, molecular function: structural constituent of egg coat; acrosin binding. NCBI's taxonomy places the organism in Eukaryota, Metazoa, Chordata, Actinopteri, Holocentriformes, Holocentridae. The record is from RefSeq and is a predicted model, not a curated record. Gene Ontology annotation, cellular component: egg coat. Gene Ontology annotation, biological process: prevention of polyspermy; binding of sperm to zona pellucida. The coding region runs from base 39 to 2033 and encodes 664 amino acids.